AUGCUGUUUGUAGCGAGCCGUUUUCAAAGGCCACCACCGGCUCUGCUUUUGAAAAGGCUCUUCCGAAGUCGCGAAUUCUCCAGCUCUCCAUGUUUACGACAAAUCGAAGACGUAGACAAGCUUCCAGAUCGCAUAUCUCCGCGGUAUGAAGAGUCGAAAGGCAGUGACCUACUGGCUCUGCGAUGGCCAACGCCGCCGCGAAACAUUCUCCUUGUCCGGAAGAAAGGGGCCCCAGCUGUAACCAAAUCGGUUAUGGAGUUUGCAAAUCAUAUCAAAUCUACCUACCCCUUGGUUUCUGUUGUACUCGAACGAGACACCGCGAACGAAAUCCAUGGGUCAUUAGGGUUCCCCGUAUAUACAAAUACGACGUCUACGGACAUGCCCCCUCGAAAAAUCGAUUUGGUGGUGACAUUGGGGGGAGACGGCACCAUUUUGCGCGCCUCGUCCUUCUUCGCGACAUCGAAGACGGUCCCACCUGUUCUUUCGUUCAGCAUGGGUACAUUGGGCUUUCUGGGGGAAUGGAAAUUUUCGGAAUAUAAAAAUGCUUUCCGAGAAGUGUACAUGUCGGGCUCGGCCCCAGGUUUGCAAUCGCGUGAGCCUGUGGCCUCAUCGGUACGCCCUGCGGAGGGGUCCUUGGAGGAUAUGGGGGCGGAAACACCAGCACGAAUUCUGGUGAGGAGUCGGAUACGAUUCGGUCUGUUCACGCGGGACAAAAAACCAGUGUACGGCAACGGAGUGGCCAUGUCGCCGUCGUCGUCAUCGGCUGAUAGCGACGAUGACCACGCCGGGGUGCAUGCGAUGAACGAGGUGGUGAUUCAUCGAGGCAAGCAGCCGCACCUUGCGAUUGUGGAAGUAUAUGUUGGCGGGCGAUUUCUCACAGAGGCGGUUGCGGACGGAAUGAUCAUUUCCACGCCCACGGGGAGCACGGCAUACAGCCUCAGCUCCGGCGGCAGUAUCAUCCACCCGCUGGUGCCGUCCCUGCUGCUGACGCCCAUCUGCCCGCGCAGCCUGAGUUUCCGGCCGCUGGUGAUCCCGUCGCGGACGCCGGUGACGCUGCGGCUGAGCGAGAAGAACCGGGGCGACGAGGUCGAGGUGAGCGUGGACGGCGUGGUGGUCAAGCACGGGCUGCGGGUUGGGAUGGAGAUUCAGGUCUGGGGAGAAGAUAUCGCGGUGGAGGACGGGGCGUGGCACGGGGGGAUCCCCUGUGUGAUGCGCAAGACGAUCGGCACAGGCGACGCCGCGGACGGAUGGGUUGGGGGCCUGAACGGGCUGCUGAAGUUCAACUAUCCGUUUGGGGCGGAGCCGUGA
Molecule: messenger RNA, 1308 nt
Organism: Ophidiomyces ophidiicola
Lineage: Eukaryota; Fungi; Ascomycota; Eurotiomycetes; Onygenales; Onygenaceae
Gene: POS5
Product: NADH kinase pos5
Exons: 3
Coding region: 1-1308 (435 amino acids)
Biological process (GO): NAD+ metabolic process; NADP+ biosynthetic process
Molecular function (GO): NAD+ kinase activity
Source: RefSeq, a predicted model, not a curated record